This is a messenger RNA of Phycodurus eques (leafy seadragon), 1032 nucleotides long. RefSeq names its product neurogenic differentiation factor 6-B-like. Bases 1 to 1032 code for a protein of 343 amino acids. Gene Ontology annotation, molecular function: protein dimerization activity. The transcript has a single exon. Lineage: Eukaryota; Metazoa; Chordata; Actinopteri; Syngnathiformes; Syngnathidae. The record is from RefSeq and is a predicted model, not a curated record.
AUGUUGACUCUGCCGUUCGAGGACGCGCAGGCGAUGUGUGAGCCACGCUUCGGUGCCGGUUACCCCCGCGCAGGUGCGCCCGAGGAUCGACCCUCCCCUCGCCUUCGCCACCUCCGCGCCGACGACGACGACGACGAGGACGAGGACGAGGAGGAGCCUUGCAGGUCCGCCGGGGACGACGCCGCCUCCUCGGACCGGGACUACGAGCAGGACGACAGCGGCCUCCUCCGCAAGAAGCGCGGCCCCCGGAAGAAGAAGGCCACCAAGGAGCCGCGCGACCGCUCCCGGCUGCGGCGGCAGGAGGCCAACGCCCGGGAGAGGAGCCGCAUGCACGGCCUCAACGCCGCCUUGGAGAGCCUCCGCAAAGUGGUGCCCUGCUACUCCAAAACGCAAAAGCUGUCCAAAAUCGAGACCCUGCGCCUGGCCAAGAACUACAUCUGGGCGUUGUCCGAGACCCUGAGCGCCGGAAAGAGACCCGACCUCCUGGCGUUUGUGCAGACCCUCUGCAAAGGAUUAUCGCAGCCCACCACCAACCUGGUGGCCGGCUGCCUGCAGCUCAACGCCCGCAACUUCCUCACCGACCACAACGGGGAGGUGGUGUUCUCCGGGAGGCCUCCGUACGACCCGCUGUACUCCUCCUCCGCCUACCCGGGCUCCGAGGCGAGCGCGCCCGCCGGCCACGGCAGCUCCGGCCCGGCGGACCCGGCCAAGCCCUUCCGCCACUACGGCUACUCCGGCGCCUACGAGCCGGCCUACGCGUCCCCGGAGGCCGGGAGCCCGCACUUCGAGAGUCCGCUGAGUCCGCCCGUCAACCGGAACGGCAUUUUCUCCUUCAAGCACGACGAGCCGCCGGACUACGGCAAGGGGGGCCACCACUACGGGGUGCGCUACUGCGGCGCACCCGGGCGCGCGGCCCUGGCGCACGGCUCCGUGUACAGAGUGGCCCCGGAGGGCCGCUACCCGUACGAUCUGCACGUCCGCGGCCAGUCCUUCCAAGCGCAGGGGGAGCUCAACGCCCCCUACCACAAUUAA